AAUUCCCCUCCUUGCUUUUGGCUCCUUCCUAUUCCCACAAUAAACUAUCAAGUCCAUUCCAAGCCGACAGACCAAAAGCGCUGCGUGAUUUCAACAAAUGCUGCCGCUACAUCACCACCCCCCAUCCUAUUGCGUCUUGGCCACAAAGCCCCCAUGGCUCCAGCUGCUCAGUUACCGUUCCUCUUCCUCUUCGCCUUGUGCCAGCUCCCGCUGCGAGCUCAGGCGGCGGCGAAGGCGGUUCCGGUGGUGGGCAACAUCUCCAAGGUGGACGACUCCGAGCUGUUCCAUAUCUACUAUGGCCAGAGCUUCAAGGUCAUCAAGAACAGCGUCGAUGGCAAAAGCUAUCUUCUUAUGCAGAGUAAUUCGAGGAUGGCUGCGAGAACAAAGUACUGCACUGGAAGGAUCAAAUCCUUCGUCGUUCCACUUUCAAAUUAUUCUGUUGACACGACGAAAUUUCCAGUGUCAUUCUUUGAGUUGCUGGGCCUCCUGGAGAGCUUCAAGGGAAUGACAUCAGAUCAAAUUACUUCUCAGUGUUUACUCAAAUCUUACAUUAGUGGUGGUAUCCAACUAGUUAGAAAGACAGACAUGCAACAACUGACUCAAUUCUCUGCACAUUUCAUCAGCAAUGUAGACCAACAGCAAGCCUGCAAUUUUGCUGCUUUUGUACCUCUAGAUGAAAGAACUCCAUUACAGAGAGCUGAAUGGAUUAAGUACCUAGCAACCUUUACAAACUCAGAAGUCAGAGCAAAUUCAGUUUAUGAUGCUGUUAAAGAAAAUUACAUGUGCUUAAAAAAAGCUGCUGCAAACCUUACAUCCAAAUUCAAGCCCAUUGUAGCAUGGGUGGUGUAUAACCAGGGAGUAUGGUCAUUUUCUAAAGAAAGUUUCGAAUCAGAGUUUGUAAGGGAUGCAGGAGGAGAGAACAUUGAUGACACUAUCAGCGAAAAUAGUUACAAUGUUUCAGAUCCAGACGAUAUGGACAAUUUCCAUGCGAUCCUUUGUACAGUGGAUGUUGUGAUCGAUCAGACAUAUGUAGCACAGCCUGAAGUGUACAAGUUGUCAACAUUUCUUGAGAACAUGGACGUUGAAGAUGACUCCCGUUUCGCCUUUCUGACCAACCAAAGGGUAUGGAGAUAUGAUAAGAGAGUUUACAACUCUGCUGUUCUCGACUGGUUUGAUGGAGCCAUCUCGCAGCCGCAGUUGGUUUUAGCAGACCUAAUUGAGGCCUUCUUCCCAACAGGCAACUACAACACAACCUACUUCAGAAACAUUGCCAAGGAUGAAGGAGUCAUCACCAUGGAUCCAGAGUUAUGUGACAGAAAUCCUUCCACGCCCAUGGACCCUGUUAUUGUACCUUGCCAAUGAUGUAAUCUGUAGCUCCUCAUGGCUGAAAUGCAGCAUCUCCUGGAGUUUAGAACUUGACAUCUAAUGCGAAAUUGUUGAUUGCAAUUUUCAAUUUUGUAUUAACAUAUUCUCACUGUUGCUAAUUACUCAAUCAUUGACGUCGGAACAUGUUUGAGUUGCUUCUCCCUCAGAAACAAGAAUAACUGGUAAAUUUGUUGUGUAUUAGAGAUA
Messenger RNA from Zingiber officinale, 1572 nucleotides. RefSeq lists its product as uncharacterized. The transcript is spliced from 11 exons. Bases 154 to 1362 code for a protein of 402 amino acids. NCBI's taxonomy places the organism in Eukaryota, Viridiplantae, Streptophyta, Magnoliopsida, Zingiberales, Zingiberaceae. The record is from RefSeq and is a predicted model, not a curated record.